This is a messenger RNA of Heteronotia binoei (common prickly gecko), 567 nucleotides long. RefSeq names its product CART prepropeptide (gene CARTPT). The transcript is spliced from 3 exons. Lineage: Eukaryota; Metazoa; Chordata; Lepidosauria; Squamata; Gekkonidae. Gene Ontology annotation, biological process: negative regulation of appetite; adult feeding behavior; G protein-coupled receptor signaling pathway. The record is from RefSeq and is a predicted model, not a curated record. Bases 153 to 488 code for a protein of 111 amino acids. Gene Ontology annotation, molecular function: neuropeptide hormone activity.
CAUCUGUCAGGUCCCGAUACGGUCGCUCACUCCCCAUCCCUCCCAGCCAACCGCGAUGGAUUGACGUAUCCCAGUGCCUGAAGCUUUGUCAACAGGUGACCCUGACAGCCCUAUAAAGAAGGCUCCGCGCGGCGGAGCUGUACUUUAGCACCAUGGAGAGCUCUCGAGCGCUCGCGUUGCUGGGAGCCGCUUUGGUGCUGCUUCUGGGAGUUAGCGGGCAGGAAGAGACGGAGCUUCAGCCGCGAGCCCUGGACCUCUAUUCCGCCAUGGAGGACACGUCCCAUGAGAAGGAACUGAUCGAGGCUCUGCAAGAGGUCCUGGAGAAGCUGAAAAGCAAAAGGCUCCCUCAUUAUGAGAAGAAGUAUGGCCAAGUUCCUAUGUGUGAUGCUGGAGAGCAGUGUGCAGUGAGAAAAGGAGCCAGGAUUGGGAAGCUCUGUGACUGUCCCAGAGGAACAACUUGUAACACUUUUCUGUUGAAGUGUUUGUAAAGAAGUACCCCCUCCCUGAACCACUGGAGAACAAAGAAGGAUCCAGAUGCCUUGCCUAAGAAGUAAUGCCUGUGAUACC